AUGACCAUUCGCUUCCAUCGUCCACAACCAAUAUAUAUCCGUCGUCCUCUCUGUAUCAGAAAGAGCCUUGGCCAGUUUCUCAUACUCAUCAUCGGCAGAAAGAUAAUCCACAUCAUCCAGCACCGCCAAUUUCCCCAUCCAGUUCGUAAGAAUAAGAUAACGGAGCCCAGUGGGAUUCCCAUUAUAAUCGAGGACAGCCCAGUGGGGGGAAUUCCCGACAAACACAUUGCAGGAGGUGGUUGGGACCACAUUCACAGGAAAGAAGGGUGGUUGGUGAGGUCAAUCUCCUUCCAAGUGUUAAUAUCCGAGGACCAGACCUCGGCCAAGGUUUCUCUGCAUUUCUGCGAAAUGAUUCUAACCACCUUGUACACGUCAGACUCUUCGUCCCAGCAGAAGGCGAAUGUGGCCUGA
Striga asiatica is the source of this 411-nucleotide messenger RNA. Lineage: Eukaryota; Viridiplantae; Streptophyta; Magnoliopsida; Lamiales; Orobanchaceae. The record is from the annotation of a GenBank genome assembly.